AUGUUCCGCUCGAGAUUAAGGAUACCGCGUGUCCCCGUCGUCGCGCGACCAGCCGUCCGAGUCCAGAGAUCCCUCCAUACCCUCCCCGAGCUCCCGCACUCCUUCAAAGAUGGCGUACCAGGUCUCCUAUCCGCGGAGGGCUUCGAUAUGGCAUGGACGCAGUACCAGAGCCUAAUGCUGGAGAAGCUCAACUCCCUUACUGCCGGCACCGAACUCGAGCAAAAGGACACCUACUCGACCCUCGUCGCCACGGCCCGCGAGCCCUCCAAGGCCCCCAUCUUCAACCACGCCUCCAUGGCCCACAACAACCACUUCUUCUUCAAGAACCUUACCCCCAACCCGAACCCCAUGCCCUCCGACCUCCGCCGCGACCUCGAGCGCUCCUUCAGCAGCAUCGAGACCCUCCGCCGCGAAUUCAUCGCCACCGCCUCGGCAAUGUUCGGCCCCGGCUUCGUCUGGCUCGUCCAGACCUCCCCGUCCGAGUUCUCCAUCCUCCCCACCUACCUCGCCGGUUCCCCCUAUCCCGCGGCUCACUGGCGUCGUCAAGACACCGAUAUGAACACCACGGGUCAGCACGGUACCGGCGGCCCUUGGCUUAAGAAUACCCAGGUUAAGGGCAUGCCGCAGAAGAAGGACGAGCUGCCCCCCGGCGGCGUUAAGCUCACCCCGCUCUUGUGCCUUAACACCUGGGAGCACGUCUGGCUUAGGGAUUACGGCAUCGGUGCUGGUGGUGUUGGCGGGAAGAAGGCUUUCGCCGAGGCUUGGUGGGAGGCUGUUGAUUGGGAGGCUGUCGUUUACUCGACGAGGUUGACCAAGUCGGGUGAGGGUGGCACCGUUCCGGCGAAGGAGUCGCUUUUGAGGCCGAGGCCUGAGGAGACUGCUACCUACGGAAGGGAGGUCGAGCCUACCCCCGAGCUGAUGGAGGAGCAGGGAAAGGAGCGUCCUGCUGAUUCGUGA
Molecule: messenger RNA, 957 nt
Organism: Scedosporium apiospermum
Lineage: Eukaryota; Fungi; Ascomycota; Sordariomycetes; Microascales; Microascaceae
Exons: 2
Coding region: 1-957 (318 amino acids)
Biological process (GO): superoxide metabolic process
Molecular function (GO): metal ion binding; superoxide dismutase activity
Source: RefSeq, a predicted model, not a curated record